AUGGCUGCCAGUCCCGGUUCAGACAACAACUGCAACAUAUACAUGCCACCGUUGGGUUGCUCGGUGGCAUCCUCGCAUGACUUCAGUGAUUACCAAUGGUUUACGGACUUUGGAAGUUAUCGCGACGGAGUGGCCACUCAUCAAAGCAUCCUUUCGGCCCUCUCCGCCUCGUACAAUGGCAUAGGUGAGCUGUCGUACUACGAGAAGAUGGCAAAAGACAUCGACGCCAACCUGGCGGAGAUCGAUAUGGAGAGCUUCCGCACCGAGGACAUUCAUUCGCUGCUGACUGGUUUACCAGGUCAUCUGCACGCGAAUGACACGGAGCGGAAGUCGCGUAACAAUAAUCGCAUUUUCUCGACGAUCAGCGCAUGUACGGGAGCAGGACUGAUAACGGCAGAUCUAAUGGACAAUUCGAUUUGCAAGUCAGAGUUGCUCUUCUCUCCAGUCAAGGAAUCACACAUCAGUGUCGAUUCGCUCGACAUGGACGGAUAUCCGGACGAAGAAGACAUAAUACUCACGUGUCAGGCGAAUAAGAACAACUACACGAUCGCGUUCGAGCAAAGCGUACUCUACUCUGACGAAAGCUUUUACGAUGGGCCGGAGAACUACGGCAAGUACAAACGAAUGAAUUUGCUGAACAACCUACAGAACCGCACCAAAUUAGUGAAAGCACGAGAAUCAUCCAUGUCUCACUCGGAAGUGGGUUACACCACUUGGAGCAAAGUAAAGCGAAAUGGGCUACCGCAGAGAGUGGCGAUUCCGAUCAAUCCUCUGAUAAGUCACAUUUCGCGACACGCUCGGACAUGCUUCGUGCGCAAGAGCCUCAGCAUGCCAAAUCUGCAAGCGAACAAUACUCCCUCAAACCAAAGCCCGCAACAUGCCCCUCCGAAUGGCCAGCAACCAUUGAACGUUUCCCAAGCCGCAGUUAGCAACCAGUCAGCGGAAUCUUUCGAUCGGCCAUUGCGUACAUUGCUUCCGAUGUACACGCUGCCCACGGAUUCGGAGAACGAGAGCAACAACGGCAAUGGUGGUACGGAUGCUUCCAUGCAGCACGAAAGCGAGCAGAGCGUUACUUUAGACGACCAGCAGCAUGAUCAGCAGCAACAACAGUCGCACCAACAACAGCAACACCAGCCAUCGUUUAAUUUGGUCAAAUUGUUCAUUAAACAGAAAAGCAGUUCCACCGACACCUGCAUGGAUGUGUCAUCUGGGUGCUGGCCUAGCGAUAGUACGAACAGUGGCGGUUCGGCAGGUGAACAUCAGCCGCAGGUGCUGCGUGGACGUAAAAAGAGUAUGCACGACUCGGGCAAAUGCUCUUCCACCAUGGGUGCAGCCGCUCCUAUUGCCAGAGGGGCACUCGACGACGACGAUGACUUUCAGCUCGACAGUUUGGAUGCACAAAUUAACACUCUAAACAAUAAUGCGUGCCCCCAUCGGGUGGUCGAAGAAGGUGGAGAGAAUUUACACGCUGAUGAAGGCGCGGAUGGCGGUGGCCCGGUAGUUUCCCGCGGAGUGCAUGGACAGUUGGGGCAUGUCAAGUUGAACGAUUUCAACCGCCAGGUUCCCUGUUCACCACGAAAGCAGUAUAAAGGUUACAACAUGAACAUCGGUGGGGCAGGCGCAGGAAGGGCCGUUGUGAAGAAUCCAGCCACCGUGCACGGUCGUCUACUUCAAAAUGGCUCUAGUAUCAGUAGCAGCGGUGGUGGUUGUAUCGGCGGAAGCAUCGCGGCCAGCCCACUGACCAGUAUUAGCAACAAUAAUCAUCACAACAAUGUGAACAAUAAUAAUAGUUACAAGGACACCAACAGCGACGCCAGCCGCACGUCGGAAAAUCUGACGCAGAUCUUUAACCACAGUGGCAACAACAACACCACGACGCCUCCACGGACGACGAAAACGAUUCCGCUCGAAAUGAUAACGAAAUCGAUGCAAACAUCGCUGACGGGCGCAUCAGGAGCACGCGAAAAAGUUCGUGUAAUUCCACCCUCGUUUCUUGAUCGUUUGAACGAGCUGGGUGAUCGGCAAAAGGCACCCGUCUUCGUCGUCUACCCGAAUUACGUGCUUCCGGAUUUGGGUUUCCUCAAACCGCAAAACGAGAUAGUGCUAUCGCCACUGUCCUUCCGUGAAACGAUGGCCGGUGGAGGUCAGGCCGGACGGCCAAUGAAAAAGGCUCGACCGCUUUCGCUGAACGACAUCGAAACGAUGAAGCAGCGAGAGUAUCGGCACGUGGCCGACUGGAAGUCGUUAGUGUUUUUGCUUCCCAACCACUACCGUAAGCUGUUGCGCCACAUUCCGGAGGUGAGCGAACUCGCACUGUCGACCGAAAGUCGUCCAAUGUUCUGCCAAACGCCUCCUCUGCGUCGUGGCGGAGUCGGUACUGGAGAACGGGGUGUAACAUGCGAUUGCAUGGCAUUGCUACACCAGAACACCCAAACAUACGCGAGUUCAAGCUCCGGCGGUAGUUCCAGUGCGGCACCUAGCUCGGGCUAUCGUGGGUCGUCCACUAUGCUCACGACGGGGGAUUCAGAGAUGGACAUCCACGGCACGGUGGCACCGAAUGCAUUGUACGUCUACCAAUACGACAGUCCUGCGGAGGUGUUGGCCUCGUGCGAGAGGCCACCAUCUGGGCGGGUUGUGGGUGGUCCACCGAAAAGUAUUCUUCGCCGGCCCGCCGGUCGUGGCAAUACGGGUCCUGUAAAACCAAAACGGAGCAGCAUGUUUGAGGAAGAGCCUCCGAUAGCUGAACUGCAUCAGCAUCCCGCGUUAGGUGCGAGAGAGAAGAGGCGUUCACUGCAGGAGCAUCAUUCGUACAAUUUUUACGAAGAAGAGUCCGAACAAGGUGAACACAAGCUGCACAACUCGCCCAACAUGACACCCCAUCCACGGUUGGCCAACACUCCGAAGCUUCCGUCAGCCGAUCACUACCACAAGCUGAAUAAAUUGGUCGAGCUAAGCGAAAGGGAGCUACUGGCCGCAGGUGCUGGUGCUGGAGUUGGUUUCCACCCGACGGAAGAGGAAUUGGAGGCACGGGCCCGCGCUGAGCACUUCCUUUCGCACGUCCCACGGGCGGAACUGAAGCAUUACGCUGAAAUUGCACACAUUCUCGAGUCGACCGGCGAAGCGAUCGAGGAUGUGAACGAUGAGACGUACGACCGAACGAGGCUACGAAACGAGGUGAGCCGGGCGUUGUCGCAGCGCCGGAAUGUUACCUUUACCAAACCGGCGAAAGCAGCGGCGACAACUCCCACGGCCUGUACGACUCCAGUGCGGCAACCGUCUUCCUCUACUGCUGCGGCCGCCAAUACCGUGUUGCUGCGACCGACUGAGAUCAAGUUUUCCACGCCACCCAACUCACCCAACAUGUCCGUCGUGGCAAACCAUGGUGUUACGAUUGCUGACCGGAAGCCUCCUCCGGCGCAGCGUACCACAGCCACUCCCGCAACGGUGGGUUCUCCAUCUUGCACCGAAAAGGAAAAGCAGGACAAAAUCCAAACCAAUCGUUUCAAACGACUACAAAUACAGUGGGAGCUGCUGAGUAAGGAAGCAAACGGUCGGGCGGCGGUGGCCGAAAGUCAGCGGAAAAUGGAAUUCCGGAGCGGAGGAAACACACCGACCAGUGGUAACAGUGCUACAAAAUCUCGCAUUCCGCGUCCCGUCAGUUAUCCAACAACAAGGACAAACUCUGAUCCCGUUGUCAGCAAAACGUUGAAAUCGCCCAGUCGCAUUAUAGCUCCGAGAAAAUAUGGCGCAGCGCAAUCACCGCAAACUCAUACCGCAAUGCCCACCACACCACCCACACCAGCCCCGCGAACCCCUAAUAAAACAUUUGCUAACUGCACGCCGAAGAAAGUGUCCUCAGUUCCUUCUCGCCCUGCGACACGCACACGCAUACCACUCGUCAGCCGGGGCAAAAAAAUGACUGUGAACUAAUAACAAAGCGAACUGUACAAGUGGAUCGAUCGAAGACGACAGAAACAGUUGACGACCAACUACUUAUCACCAAGCUCAUCGCAAAGAUACUGUCUCAGAGUGCGGAGAAGAAUGAAGUGUAUAAAUUCACGUAGAAAAAGCCUCAUCCUUCACAAAUUCUAGCAAAACGAUUAGGAGACACCUGUUGCCGGAAGGAAAGGAAUAUAUUGUUGGGGGCCGUUGUUGUGCAGAAUACGUAGUGUGUAGUGACAAGAACACUAUUUUUACCCUUCACUUCACACUGUAGGCGACCACAAAAACGUAUUGAUUUUCUAUGGAACACUAGCAAAGCAGACGAGAAUGCAUAAAAAUUGUCCAAUCGAUCGGCUUUAGCAUUGGUACGCAGCAGCAUGACUGUUACCUACUAUCACCAUCACUCACUGCAUAUCAUGUACCCGUAACGUAACCGCAGCAAUACGCCCAAGUGUCGUGCAAGAGAUUUGCAAAUGAUUGUGUAGAUAUCGAAUGGAGGAUCUUUUUUCCAAUGGAGAGGUAGCAUUUCCAAAGAAGAGUUUCGUCGUAUCGUUACGGGUGGCAUCGAUAUAGUAUAGAAUGUAAGAGCGCUUAAAGUUUCGCUUGCAUUUUGUUUGCGUUUUAGUCGCUACUUCAGUUGCUUUUUAGAGAAUGUGCCGGUAUCAAUCAAAAGAGGGGGUCGCAGUAACAGAAGGAUGACCCAUUGGGAAUGUAAUAUACACGGUCGUUAUGUACCCGAUACUCCAUUGUCCAGUAGUGGGCAGAUGGGACAGGAGAAGUUGUUCGAGUGCGGUCGCGUUUCUUUCGUUCGAUUGUCGGUCGUGCUGCAUACGUUCAAUAUGGAUAUGUACUACUGAUAACAAUACUCAUCGCAAGAUUAAUCGAUGCUUUCUAGUAUAAUCAGCGACGCAGUGAUAAGGAGUCAUUUAUGUGAUGGAAUGUAACAGAGCAAUGUUGAAAAGUGAUUUGUUCACCAUAUAGGCAUGUACAGGCAAAAAUGCUUAGGAAAGAUGUAUAUUUUUGGCCCUCUCCGUAUUCUUUUGUUUUACUGUAACAAAAUAUUUUGAUAGGCAGCAGAAUAUUUUUCUAUAUGUACUAAGCAUAUUCAUGGACACUUCUCCUUCUUUAUGCGGACAAACGCCUAAGUCAUUAGAUUAAAGUAUCUAAAAGAAUUACAAAAGUAUCGAUUUUAUUUUCCUCUGUAUUCGUUUUCGAUCAUUUACAUUUCUCAUUUUAAACCUUUCGGUUUAAAAAUCAGUCACCAGUACUGCAAGGCGACGUACUACGCUCAAAGUUGAUGCUUGCGUUUGUACUGAAUUUAUUUGUCAUUGAGUUUAGCGGACUUUAAUGCAAAAUGAACACACCAAGCAGCAAAUUUAAUCGAAUUCACGAACCCGCUCGAAUGGAUUAUGCAUGUAUUGGAUACUUAGCUUCUCCGAUUCGUUUCCUUUCGAACCAAGAAGCAAUGAAGAAGCAUCAAAGUAGAAGUAGAAUCGAACCAAGAAGCAGCAAUGAAAAGUUUCGUGUAAUAUGCGUUUACUGUAUAGUCGAGCUGAUUUUAUUAUUAGGCUUUUAUCGUCAAUGUAUUGUUACCAGACUGUGAAGGAGCAAGAAAUGGGAUUGACACGAAAAUUCAUGCCGUAAACAAACUUAAACCAAACCAGGGCUACAAACCCAACGAGACUCCAAUGCUUGAUGGACUUUGUUUACGUGUAAUAUGCAACGACUUUCUGAACUAGUCUCCAUCGAUAGGUUGUUUAGUUAAGUUAGCUGAUCUUAACCAAUGAUCGAUAACCAUCCCUGACACAGCAACAACGGGAAGAUUGAAAAUGGCCCACAUUGCUUCGAUUACCUUUUUUGUUUGAUAUAGUAAAACCGCUAUUUGCCAAAUAAUGAUUGCUAAUGAAUUGCAGUUCGCUACAUCGGUCACUCGCCACUCCAAGAAUUCCUAUCCUACACUCUUACCAGCUCACGAUAGUGCGCCGUGCCAUAAAGGUAACUGUAAGUUACUGAGAGAAGAUGGCAGCUCCGUGUGUUUCUUUUAUUGUUUGUACACCGCAUCGGAAACGCAAAUCAGAAACGAACCAACGUACGCCAGCGUAACGAAAUAUGUUUAAGCGACACGGUUAUACAUAAUACUUUGUAUGCCGUAAAACCACCAUGCAUGUAACGAAAUCACUUCGCUUCACUGAAAUUGUGGUAGUUCAACGUAAACAAUCGUUUUGGCUUUUGCUUAUUUAUUAUAUUAUUCCCAAUCGUUAUCCGCAUUAUUGCAGCAGCGUGCAAAUCAGAUUAAAGUAUAUAUAUAUAUACAUAAAUAUAUUUGAUGAAAAGGACUAAACCAUAU
Messenger RNA from Anopheles bellator, 6289 nucleotides. RefSeq lists its product as uncharacterized. The record is from RefSeq and is a predicted model, not a curated record. Lineage: Eukaryota; Metazoa; Arthropoda; Insecta; Diptera; Culicidae. The coding region runs from base 1 to 3930 and encodes 1309 amino acids. The transcript has 8 exons.